UAAUAAUAAUAAUAAUCUGGGUUGUCCCCUUUCGGCCCUGACUCUUCUGGUUCUGCUCGGCCUUCAUCAAGUCCUGGUCUUCCUCGUCUUCCUCCCGGAUCUCCCUGCGCGCUCCCGCGGGGCCUGGCACGCUGCAGCGCAGCCCCGCUGCCCUGCGCGCUCCCGUGGAGCGGCAGCAGCUCAGACCUCCAGCCCGCCGGAGACUCUCCGUCCGCCGCCUGGAUCCCGGACUUCCAGCCGCUUUCUGCGCUCCGCCUGCCGGACUGUGGGGAGUAAUUCAGCGGGAAGGACAGGGAAGGUUCCCGGCUUCCUGUUUCUGCAGCUUUGGUUGAAGUUUGGACCGUUUUUCCCAGAACUGGAGCCAUGAGGCAGGACCGGGGGGCCAGCCGGAGCGCCGCCGGCGGCAGCGGGAGCAGCUAGCGGCCUGCAGGGAGCAGCGGGGCGGCCAGAGCCCCGGAGCCUCCAUGCGGGAUCACACUCUCACUUUAUCCCACUUUCACACUCUCCUCCCGGCUUAACGCGCCCCUCCGGAGCCUCUCCCCCCGGCACUGCGAGUUUCCUCGGCGGACAUGGAGCCUGACUUGGUACCGGCGGACCCGGACUCCCUCCAGGGCGGAUUGGGUCUCCUGGAUCCGCUGGUGGACCGGAUCCUGGGGGACUCCGUGUCCCAGCAGCAGGGAUGGCUCCGGGUUUACGACGUGAAGGGCCCGCCGGCCCACCGUUUCUCGUGCGGUCAGAGCCCGUACUCGGACGGCGCCGCCUGGGAGCGGAGGUUCUGCAUCCUGACGGACAGCCAGCUCAUCCUGCUCAACAAGGACGAGGAGGCCGCGGACCCCCAGGAUUCCCAGGCCGACCCCUCCAGGGCCCGGAGUCUCCGCCGCACCGUCAGCGUCCCGUCAGAGGGACAGUUCCCAGAGUUUCAGCCAGAGGGCGCUGCCAUGCUGGAAGUGUCUUCGGAGCGUUCUCCGAGGAGGAGGAGCAUUUCUGGUUUGGGCAGCUCAGAGAAGAACCUCGCGGUCGACAAUCCCAACUCUUCUCCUUUCAAAGUGCCGAACUUCUUCAGCAAACGUCUGAAAGGUUCCAUCAAGAGAACCAAGAGCCAGACCAAACUGGACCGGAACACCAGCUUCAGACUGCCGUCGCUGCGGCCCGCCGACCCGGACAGGGCCCGCGGGCUGCCCCGGCUGAAGGAGGCGGUUUCCCAUGAGUCCUUGCUGAGCCCCAGCGGCGCCGAGGCUCUGGACCUCAGCAUGGAGGACGACGUGUUCAUCAAGCCUCUGCACAGCAGCGUCCUGGGCCAGGAGUUCUGCUUCGAGGUGACCUACGCCGGAGGCAGCAAGUGCUUCAGCUGCACCUCGGCCUCGGAGCGCGACAAGUGGAUGGAGAACCUGAGGAGAACCGUCCAGCCCAACAAGGACAACUGCCGGCGGGCGGAGAACCUGCUGCGCCUGUGGAUCAUCGAGGCCAAAGACCUGGCGCCGAAGAAGCGGUACUUCUGCGAGCUGUGCCUGGACGACGUCCUGUACGCCCGGACCACCAGCAAGGCCCGGUUGGACAGCCUGUUCUGGGGCGAGCACUUCGACUUCUGCAGCCUGCCCACCGUGCGCAGCAUCACCGUGCACAUCUACCGCGACGGCGACAAGAAGAAGAAGAAGGACAAGAACAACUACGUGGGCCUGGUGAACAUCCCGGUGGCCGGCGUGACGGGCCGCCAGUUCGUGGAGAAGUGGUACCCGGUCAGCACGCCCACCGCCAGCAAGGCCAAGGGCGGCGGCCCGUCCAUCCGGAUCAAGUCCCGCUUCCAGACCAUCUCCAUCCUGCCCAUGGAGCAGUACAAGGAGUUCGCCGAGUUCGUCACCAACCACUACGGCAUGCUGUGCUCCGUGCUGGAACCCGUCAUCAGCGUCCGCAACAAGGAGGAGAUGGCGUGCGCCCUGGUGCACAUCCUGCAGAGCACGGGCCGGGCCAAGGACUUCCUGACCGACCUGGUGAUGUCAGAGGUGGACCGCUGCGCCGACCACGACGUGCUGAUCUUCAGGGAGAACACGCUGGCCACCAAGGCCAUCGAGGAGUUCCUGAAGCUGGUGGGCCAGAAGUACCUCCACGACGCCCUGGGGGAGUUCAUCAAGGCUCUGUACGAGUCGGACGAGAACUGCGAAGUGGACCCGAGCCGAUGUUCCGGAACCGACCUGUCGGACCAUCAGAGCAACCUGAAGAUGUGCUGCGAGCUCGCCUUCUGCAAGAUCAUCAACUCCUACUGCGUUUUCCCUCGGGAGCUGAAGGAAGUGUUUGCGUCGUGGAAGCAGCAGUGUGCGGCCCGCGGCCAUCCUCAUGACAUCAGCAAGCGUCUGAUCAGCGCCUCGCUCUUCCUGCGCUUCCUGUGUCCCGCCAUCAUGUCGCCGUCGCUCUUCAACCUGAUGCAGGAGUAUCCCGACGACCGGACCUCCAGGACGCUCACGCUCAUCGCCAAGGUCAUCCAGAACCUCGCCAACUUCACCAACAGGUUCGGGAACAAGGAGGAGUACAUGGCCUUCAUGAACGACUUCCUGGAGCACGAGUGGGCCGGGAUGAUGCGUUUCCUGUCGGAGAUCUCCAACCCGGAGACUCUGUCCAACACGCCGGGCUUCGAGGGUUACAUCGACCUGGGCCGCGAGCUGUCGGUGCUGCACGCCCUGCUGUGGGAGGUCGUCUCCCAGCUCGACAAGGGUGAAAAUUCAUUCCUGCAGGCCACCGUAGCUAAGCUGGGCCCGCUGCCGAGGAUUCUGGGAGACAUCUCCCGCUGUCUGUCGGCGCCCACGCCCGUCCAGCAGCAGCUGAGGCGUUUCCAGGACAACAGCCCCGCCCACAACUCCAGCGGCAGCGUGUCGUCGGGACUGCAGCGCAUCUUUGAGGACCCCGCCGACAGCCGCAGCCUUCAGUCUCCGGUCGCUGAGCAGGCCGAGGCUUACGGUCGCAGCCAGCGCCCCCUGCUGGCUCAGCAGCAUCCCUCUGCCCACACCGGCUUCUCGGAUCAGGAGGAGCCGGACGGCCCGCUGCCCAACGGCCGCAGCGUCUCUCUGGUGGACCUCCAGGACUCUCAGAGCCUCCGUGGCCCCAAAGGGCCCCCAGCGCCCCACGAGGCCCCUCCCCGCCUCAGUAGGGCAGGCUCCCAGGCCUCUGUGGGCCCCGCCCCGCCCCCAGUGACUUACCCCCACUCCAACCCAGUGACCCCUCAGCCGGCGACGCACCAAUCCAAAGCCCCGCCCAGAGACGGCCAGCCGCAGAGCGCGCCGCAGGUGAGGCGUCCGCUGCCGCCGUCGCUGGUCCAGCAGCGCAGCCUGCAGCCGCUGUCCUUCCAGAACCCCGUCUACCACCUGAGCAACGCCGCCCACAGCCUGGCCACUCGCUCCGCCCACUCCCUGCACGACUCCAGCUCCGACAACCUGAGCACCGAGAGCUCGCGCAACAGCUGCAGCGACUCCGACGACUUCGGCAGCCAGGUGGGGGGCAAAGGUCGCGUGGCGUCCAACAGCAGCCUGGACGAGGUCGGCAGCAGGCGGAGCACCCAGAGCGAAGAGUGCUCCACCCCACGCCGCCACCCGCCGCCCGACCUGCCGCUGGGCGCCGCCACCGCUGUUGCCAUCCCCCGCCAGACCGCCACGGCGGGCACCGCCCACAUCGUCAAGGUUGAGCAGCAGAGCCGCGGAGGAGGCGGGGCCAGGACGCCGCGCUCUCAGCCUCAGAGCUCUUCGCUGCGAAGCAGCAGCAGCACCAACACCGAGCCGACGCCCUCCACCCGCCAGCCGUCCACCAGCGCCCUGGAGAACCUGACUCCGCCCUCCAGGAGCGCCGCCAAGCCGUCGCCUCAGGUGGGAACCCCAGUGGAGGCGGCGGCCAUGUCUCCGGUGGAGAGAACGGCGGCGUGGGUCCUGAACAACGGCCAGUAUGAGGAGGAGGAGGGAGGAGAGACGAGCAGAGAGGAAGGCCGGAACACGGAGAAGUACGAGCUGGAGAUCUCCCGGCUGAAGGAGCGUCUGCGCGUGUCGGGUCGCCGUCUGGAGGAGUACGAGCGGCGACUGCUGGCUCAGGAGCAGCAGAUGCAGAAGCUCCUGCUGGAAUAUAAGAACCGCCUGGAGGACAGCGAGGAGCGUCUGCGCAGGCAGCAGGAGGAGAAGGACUGCCAGAUGAAGAGCAUCAUCUGCAGGCUGAUGGCGGUGGAGGAGGAGCUGAAGAGGGACCACGCAGAGAUGCAGGCGGUGAUCGAAGCCAAGCAGAAGAUCAUCGACGCUCAGGAGAAGCGGAUCGACUCCCUGGACGCGGCGAACUCUCGGCUGAUGGCGGCGCUGACGCAGGUGAAGGAGCGUUACAGCGCGCCCAGCGUCCGCAACGGCCUGUCGCCGAGCAACCCCACCAAGCUGUCCAUCACUGAGAACGGGGAGUUCAAGAACAGCAGCUGCUGAUUGGCCCACGCAGAUCCAGAGGCGGAGCCUGCGAUUGACUCCGCCCACCGUUCUGUGACACUCUGUGGACGUUUAAAGAGACAGAACCGAUUUCUGGUGUAAAUACUGAAGGCUGAGCUGAUUGUUGUACAGAAAGUGUGUGUGCGUGUGUGUGUGUGUGUGUGUGUGUGUGGGUGUGUGUGUGUGUGUGUGUGUGUGUGUGUGUGUGUGUGUGUGUGUGUGUGUGUGUGUGUGUGUGUGGGGUUGUGUGUGUGUGUGUGUGUGUAUAUGUGUGUGUUUGGAGGUUUGCGGCGCCACAGAAGCACAGUGAGAAAGAAACGAACCAAAAACAGAAUCUGAACGUUUUCUAACCGACUUUUUUAUGGUUUUUAUUUGAAGCUUCUAGUUUUUGUUGUUAAGUUUGAAGCUUUGAGGUUUUUUUUUUCCUGAUUUAAUGUUUCUGACUGAAUUUAGUUUUUUACCUGACGAGUUGUUGUGGGCUUUAAUUUAUUCCUCCUUGUUCUCGUCCCGUUGCUGAUCUACUGAACAGACCUCUGAAGGACCAGGGUCAAAGGUCACACCUGUCUGCUGUCCUAUGUUGAGAAUAAAACUGUCUGAAAGCA
Gambusia affinis (western mosquitofish) is the source of this 5041-nucleotide messenger RNA. RefSeq names its product RAS protein activator like 2 (gene rasal2). NCBI's taxonomy places the organism in Eukaryota, Metazoa, Chordata, Actinopteri, Cyprinodontiformes, Poeciliidae. Gene Ontology annotation, biological process: regulation of GTPase activity. Bases 570 to 4439 code for a protein of 1289 amino acids. The transcript has 18 exons. The record is from RefSeq and is a predicted model, not a curated record.